Thlaspi arvense is the source of this 234-nucleotide messenger RNA. NCBI's taxonomy places the organism in Eukaryota, Viridiplantae, Streptophyta, Magnoliopsida, Brassicales, Brassicaceae. The record is from the annotation of a GenBank genome assembly.
AUGAGAAGCUACAUAACCUAUACCGCUGAGAGAUCCAACAUCAAGAUCAAAGAUUUGACGCUUGAGACGAAAUUCUCUCCAUUUGUAGUUCCUAGCAUAAACAGACUGCUACAAGACUCACCUGAACUAAAGAAGCUAACAGUACACGUAAUGGAAUCUGGCACCUUACCGAUAAAGACGUCGAACAUUGUCUAUGGGAAGUUACAGCCAAAGAAUGUAAAUUGUUUCAUUUAA